This is a messenger RNA of Lolium rigidum, 1405 nucleotides long. Its product is annotated as BTB/POZ and TAZ domain-containing protein 3-like. Bases 110 to 1363 code for a protein of 417 amino acids. Lineage: Eukaryota; Viridiplantae; Streptophyta; Magnoliopsida; Poales; Poaceae. The transcript is spliced from 6 exons. Gene Ontology annotation, molecular function: protein binding. The record is from RefSeq and is a predicted model, not a curated record.
ACUGGAGAGAGCGUAGUGCUUCAGGCUUCUCUUCCUCCAAGACUCGCUUCUUCUGCAGAGACCUCGGGAGCUGGAUCACUCGAGCUCGAUUUCAGGGGGCACACAGUUGAUGGCGCCUCUGGAGUCAGGUUCUUCACAGCUCUUCUUCAACAGCAAUAUCAUCGACAACACAUUUGAUAUCUAUGAGUGCAAUAGCAUGGGAGGCACCCAAGUCGUGAAAGAUCAUAGCCGGUUUUCUCGGCUUCCGUGCACUAAUAAUGUCCCUGAUCCACCUCCAUUACCUGGAACUUCUUAUGGCAAGCAGAGAACCUCUAGGAAUGAAAAGCCUUGUUGUAUUCAUGUCCCUGAAGAGGUCCAGGACUCCUGGAGCAAGCUAUUCUCAGAAGGAUAUCAAGCCGAUGUCUUUGUCUUGACAGAUGAUGGAACCAAGAUUUUAUCUCAUUCAUGCAUUCUUGGCAUCAGAUCUCCUGUUCUAAGAACCAUGCUGGAACAAGCCACAGUACAGCAUGGUUUCAGACAUAUCCUGAUUCCUGGUGUACCAUCAGAAGCGGUCCAUGUCUUCAUCAGAUACCUAUAUUCUUCACGUUUCAAGCAGGAUGAGAUGAAGAAAUAUGCUCUUCACUUGCUUGUACUCUCUCACGCUUUCUCGGUACCAUCCCUGAAGAUUGUCUGCACCGACCAACUUGAGAGAUUUUUUCUUGCUCCUGAUAAUGUGGUAGACAUGCUACAACUGGCUAGACUAUGUGAUGCACCAAGGCUCUCGCUCGUCUGUACCCGUAUGAUCGUUGGAGAUUUCAAGACUAUCUCUCUGUCGGAAGGGUGGAAGGUGAUGAGACAGAUCAACCCAAGCCUAGAACAAGAGCUUCUUGAGUCUCUUGUUGAAGUGGAUACAAGAAGGCAAGAAAGAACUAAAAGGAUGGAGGAGAAGAAGGUUUAUCUCCAACUACAUGAAGCUAUGGAAGCCCUUCUUCAUAUAUGCCGAGACGGAUGUAGGACAAUUGGUCCAUGGGAUCAAAAACUCAAGGGCAGUCAAGCUGCUUGCAAGUUUCCUGCCUGCAAGGGUGUUGAGCUGCUCGUGCGCCAUUUCGCAGCAUGCAAAAUGCGGGUGCCUGGUGGCUGCGCCAACUGCAAGCGCAUAUGGCAACUUCUUGAGCUGCAUUCUUGCAUGUGUCCCACAACAGACAGCUGCAGGGUUCCUCUAUGCAGGCAUUUUAGAAUGAAGAUGCAACAGCUGGGGAAGAAAGAAAAGAUAAAAUGGGACCUUUUGGCGUGUAAGGUGCUAGAGAGCAAAGGAACAAUCAGUUCCAUCCCAACAAGGAGAAAGCUAACAUCCAAGGCAGUUGGAAGUUGCCGUGUAGUUUGACAGCGAAGAUGUUCCUUCAGACAUCUGAGCAUGUGAAUCAUU